CGCGGGCGCGCACCGUACAGGGACCUUACACUCAUGCAAAUGAUGUGGGCUGCUCGGGGACGUGGUGAUCGGGAGCGAACAAAGCGCCACCCACCUACGUCUUCCACGCGCCGCACGUCUUGUUGAAUAUUCAUUCAAAGCCAAAGGGAGUUUUGUUGCUUUUACGGCGGGCGGCGUGUGAGGCUGCUUGGCGGCGGAGGAAAUGCUAGCAAGAUGGCGACGCUGAAGGAGGAUCAGUGCUAUGGACUGUCCUGCGGAAGGGUCGGCAGUGGCGCCAACAUCUCCGUCCUUCACGUGAAACUCACUGACAGCGCGUUGCGAGCCUUUGAGGGCUAUCAGAGUAACAAGAGCCUGUCGGCCCAUCAUCCCUCCAUCCAGUUCUCCGGAGCCCAGGGGAAGAUCGUCAUCCCGCGAUCGCUGAGCUCCAGCGAGGUGCAGACCUUCACCUUUGACCUCUCCAACGUGGGCAGGGACAACCCGCAGGGCAGCUUCGACUGCAUCCAGCAGUACAUCAGCAGUGAUGGGCGUGCGGAGCUGGCGCGGCUGGGCGGGAUCCAGGACAAGCUCACGGUGUGCGCCACGGACGACUCGUACCAGAAGGCGCGGCAGAGCAUGGCGCUGGCCGAGGAGGAGACGCGCAGCCGGGCUGCCAUCGUCAUCAAGCCCGGGGGGCGAUACGUGGGUAAAAAGGUGCAGGUGCGGAAGCCCGCGGGCAGCCUAUUGGACGUGGCCCCUUCGCGUCGGACGCCUCGGCCUGUCCUGAUCGCGGGGGGCGGGGCGGGGGGCGCGGCCGGGCGGGCGGCCCAGCAGAGGCCUCUUCGGGACAGGCUGACCCACCUGCUGGCCCUCAAACCCUACAGGAAACCAGAGCUCAUCCUGAGACUGAUGAAGGACGGCCUCUCCACCCAGGACAAGGACGCGCUGGACAGCCUGCUGCAGGAGGUGGCAAACCUGAACGGGAGAGACAGCACGUUCACGCUGAAGGACGGCCUGUUUAAGGAGCUGCAGACGGGCUGGCCGGGGUACAGCGAGGGGGACCAGCAGCUGCUCAGCAGGAUCCUUAAGCGGAAACUGUGUCAGUCCCAGAGCAGCCUCCUGGUCCCUGGAGUGACCCCGGGCACCCCCCCAAAAGAGCCGGCCAGCUGCUCCCCGUCCCAGAAACGGCCGGCCGGGGACUUCAUCGACCCCCUGGCCAAUAAGAAGCCCAGGAUCUCGCACCUGGCCAGCAAACCAGCAGGCUGCCCUCCCAACGGCAAGCUGAGCUCGUCCAAUGGGAAGGAGGCAGGGGCGGUGGGCGGGGCUCAGGCAGCCACAGCGGCGGUGGUGACGACGUCGGGGGACGGCCUUGGUGGCUCGCAGCUCCCCCUGCUGGUCGUGCCGCGCCCCUGCGACCUGCUCUCGGACCUCGGCCACGACUCGCGCCACGACGGCGCGCGUGCCAACGAGGGCCAGGAAGCGGCGGAGCGACUGGCCCCGCCCCCCUCCUGCCCUGCCUCUAGAGCCCCGCCCCCUUCUGCCCGUAGCCCCGCCCAUCUGCUGCUGGCCCCGCCCCCUCAGCCCGACUCCGCCUCCCUCCUGCACGGCAAGUCCAAGAAGAAGUCCAAAAAGCACAAGGACAAGGAGAAGGGGAAGGAGAAAGAGAGGGGGAGGAGGGGAGGAAAGGAGAGGACGGGAGAGCACACGGACAGCACUGACGGCCAGAAGAACAGUGUUUCACACACCAGCACAGAUCUGAAUGGAAUCUGUAAAAGCACCAGUAUUCCCACAUUGACGUCGGAGGUCGCAGACUACUUACUGAAGUACACAGCGAUUGGUUGUCAGGAGCAGAGGCAGCGGUAUAAGAAUGACUUUAACGUGGAGUACAGUGAGUACAGGGACCUGCACGCGCGGAUCGAGGGCAUCACCAGCCAGUUCAGCCUGCUGGACUCUGAGCUCAAGCAGCUGCAGCAGGGAACCGACAAGUACAAGACAAUCCAUAAUCAGAUUCUGGAGGAGUAUCGAAAAAUUAAAAAGACGAACCCCAACUACAGCCAGGAGCGGAACCGCUGUGAGUACCUGCACCACAAGCUGGCGCACAUUAAGAGACUCAUCUCCGCGUACGACCAGCAGCAAGUGCGCAGCUGGCGCUAACGCCGCUGGGCUCCUCUUCCUCCCCCCCCCCCCCCCCCCUCAGUUUGGGUGAGGGGGGGUGGGGGCAUAUGUAUUUGUGGAGAGCUUGUGGGGACUCAACCCGCAACGUUCCAGAACCUUCUUAUGGAAGUUGCGACCCGCGACGUUCCGGAGCGUUCUUGUGGAAGGUGCACCCCGCGACGUUCCGGAAUGUUCUUACAGAAGACGUGACGAUGGGGGGCGCUUGAUGGAUCUGCCCCUCGUUAGACCCUGGAAGCACUAACGAGGACGGCCCAGACCCGGCUGUUGUCUUUUUCUCAGUUUUUUUUUUUGUUUUUGUUUUUGUUUGGAGGUCGUCUGACGGUGGCUGUUCGGCUCUGUUUGGGUAGCGACACUGCAUUGGGAUGUUUCCAUUGGUUUUUUUGUUUUUGCUUUUUUUUUUUUCACGGAGAGGGGCUGUGAAAUGCACCCUCCCCCAAGUCCUGGAGGUGGAGGUGAUCCCCCAUCUGAUGAGUCAUCACACUGAUGAGUCAUCUGUGGACUGGACGGAGACGGAUGGUCAAAGCCCAGAUGCAUGAUGGGAACACAGGAUUUCCAUUCAACUGAUGAAAUAUGAAGUGAUGGAAUUAUUCUGUGCUCCUCCUGCCCCCCCAGAUUAACAGGAGGCCUGUGAAGCUGAACAGUUGUAUUAUAUUGUAAUGUAUUUUCAUUUUUCCCUUUAUUUUUUUAUUUAUUCCUUUUAUUUUCUGAGUUGCAUAGGGUAAUAUAUUCUGUUCUGAUUCUACACUCCUCCAUGUCAGUCCUCAAAACUGCAAAACACGAAACAAGCAUAUGAAAAAAAAAAGCCAACUGUAUCUCUUGUGUUUGUCUCCUCCCCCUCAACAUCAGACAGUAUUUCUGUGCACAACCAGCACGUGUCCUGUCAGUAUACUGCCCUCUACAGGCCAGCAUCAGUAAGAACAGGGUUCCAGACCUCUGGGAUGUAUUCACACACAGGCGCCAAACCAGAACUGAGCAGCUCCUGUGUUCAAAUGGCUAUUUUUAAUUCAGGCUCUGCAACCAGCUCAGUCCAGGGGUCAGAAGGUAGAAAUUCUGCCCUGUGUUUCCUCCACCCAUGAACUCAGCCAGCUGAUUUCACUGAUUAGUUCUACCUCCUGACUGAGGAAUCAUGCUAAUUAGCAAACCCAGGUGAUUGGAUCAAAAUACUGGGGGGGAAUUUUACUUUCCGAACCUGAAUUUUCCACCUGACUGUGUGUCCCACCUGUUAAUCUCUUUUCACUGAGAGUCAGGGGAGUGUGUGUGUGUGUGUGCGCGCGCGCACGUGUGUGUGUGGAAUGAGAAUAAAGUUUCCCUUUUCUGUAAGGUAUAACAUUUCUAUACACAAGCACUGGAGGUCUUACACAACGUGUCCUUUCGGUAUGGAUAUUCACUUGAAGAUCAAUUCUGAUUGGCUGCCUAAAAAAACAUACGCUCCGCUGAUUGGUUAAAAUGUAAACUGCCAUGCUACUGUGCACUUGAGAAUACCCACACCAAAUCCCCUCAUUGCGGGCCAUUCUUGGUCCCCUGUCUGUUCCUUUAAAGAAAGAAAAAAGAAAAAAAAAAGUUUAAAAUCGCAAUUAAAGGAAAUAUGUAUGAGCUAACUAUCAGUAUUAUUUUGGAUCUUUAGGUCUAAGCAUUUAUUUUGACUACUUUUUAAAGAGUCUUAAAAAUAAUCUGGAGAGGCCUACUGUGAAAGCAGGAGUCCUGGUCUGAGGCUCCGCCCCCCCCACCACCACAGAUUCGGUAACGCCCCUUUCCGCGCCAGUGUUACUGUGUGGGACCCGCUGCUGCUAACCAACUGACCGAAAGGGUUCGGGCCUGUCCAAAAUCACAGCGCCGAACUCCCUCUCCCUCGCAAAACACACUGCGUCUGACUCCUGCCCUCUUCCGGAACUUUGUGAGGUCAUCCUCUUUCCCAGGGUGCACUGGCUCAUUCUGUGUUCCGGAAUUUUCCCACUGAGACUGUUACUUUUCACCCAGCAUUUUUUUUUUCUCUGGCAUUUGUGUAGGAAGUAAGAGACUUGUUUAAACACUGGCCGAAUGUGCCAAAAAAAUGACCCGUCGUGUUAUUUUGGGGACGAGUGACACAAGACUGCUGUUUUAAAGGUGGCUUAUGGGACAGGGAGGGGGAGGAGGCUGUCUGUCAGAACAAGAAGGGAGUGAAAUUGAUCUUGACGUUUCAAUAAAAAAGUUCUACUUGUAUGAA
Anguilla rostrata (American eel) is the source of this 4354-nucleotide messenger RNA. Its product is annotated as RNA polymerase II elongation factor ELL-like. NCBI's taxonomy places the organism in Eukaryota, Metazoa, Chordata, Actinopteri, Anguilliformes, Anguillidae. Gene Ontology annotation, cellular component: transcription elongation factor complex. Gene Ontology annotation, biological process: transcription elongation by RNA polymerase II; positive regulation of transcription elongation by RNA polymerase II; snRNA transcription by RNA polymerase II. The transcript has 12 exons. The coding region runs from base 214 to 2130 and encodes 638 amino acids. Gene Ontology annotation, molecular function: cis-regulatory region sequence-specific DNA binding. The record is from RefSeq and is a predicted model, not a curated record.